Messenger RNA from Chiloscyllium plagiosum (whitespotted bambooshark), 7064 nucleotides. Lineage: Eukaryota; Metazoa; Chordata; Chondrichthyes; Orectolobiformes; Hemiscylliidae. The record is from RefSeq and is a predicted model, not a curated record.
GAUGGUUUUUGGCACAUUGUCUCUUAUUUAUGUUUCCAAAAGUAUGACUAUGUCAGGCUGGUGUUUGAUUAGUCUGUGAGAGACCUCUCCUAAUUUUGGCACUAACCCCCAGAUGUUAGUAAGAAGGACCUUGCAGGCUUGACAGGGCUGUUUUAGCCACUGCUCGUGCAGUGCCUAGGUCAAUGCCUGCCGGUCUGUCCAGUUUUAAUGAUUUGUUGGGACUUUGUAGCGAUUACUAUAACCCAGGGGCUUGCUAGGCCGUUUCAGAGGGCACCUGAGAGUCAAGCACAUUGCUGCGGCUCUAAACUCACAUGUAGAUCAGACCAGUUACUCUCUGUCCGAUCCCCGGGGAGCGGCCCCUACCCCCGGGGCGGGAGUGAACAGGAGGCUGGGCCCAAGGCCCCGGGCUCCGCCCAGCUCUCAGGCGGCCCUGGGAGGUGGGCCGUUGGGCUGACGGGCGGCGGCGGGCGGAUGGCGGACAACUGGGGCCGCGCGAGCCCGAACGGGAGCCCGAGCCCGAGCUCGAGCCGCGAGAAGGCGGCGGCGGCGGGGGGUCAUCGCCGGCAUCUGGGCCAUGGGCACCGCCUGAGGAAAGUGACCCUGAGCAAACCGACCUUCUGUCAGCACUGCACCGACUUCAUCUGGGGGCUCGGCGGCUUCGAGUGCGACCUUUGUAACUUCAUGUGCCAUGAGAAAUGCCUAAGAAAUGUGAAGACCCUUUGUUCCUGUUUGGCACCAAACCUGGUACAGAUUCCUGUGGCACAUUGCCUUGGAGUUCCUGCACAGUACAAGAAGAAAUUUUGUGCUGUAUGUAGAAGACAGUUGGAAGAGAGUCUUGCAACACGAUGUGAAGUGUGCGAGCUACAUGUCCAUGUUGACUGUGGCCCCUUUGCUUGCAGUGAUUGUCGGCGAUGUCACCAGGAUGGACAGUAUGAUCGGGAAUCUUAUCACCAUCACUGGAGAGAAGGAAAUCUCUCCACCGCUGCGCGCUGUGAUGUCUGUAAGAAGUCAUGUGGUUCUUCAGAAGUGUUAUCAGGCAUUAGAUGUGAAUGGUGUGGGAUAACAGUUCAUGCUGACUGCUACAGUAGCCUCACACCAGAAUGCAAUUUUGGAAGGUUGCGGAAGAUGAUAUUGCCUCCAAAUUGUGUGCGUGUUUGUGUGCGCAAUUUCACUAAGUUCCACUGUUUUCGGAUAUCAGAAAAUGCACAAAUUGAAUCAGUUGCUGAUGAAACUGAUGAUGAUCAUAUCAAUAUGUGGAAUCAAGCAUCAUAUAAAGAUGCACAUUCUGCUUCCACAACUGAUUCAGGCAAACAAAGUCUCAAGAUAUUUGAUGGAAGUGAUGCAGUGAAGCGGAAUCAAUUUCGACUAAUUACUGUUCCUCGAAUUUCAAAAACAGAAGAAGCAGUGGAAGCUGCACUGAGAGCGUACUACAUUCCAGAUGAUCCUCAGGAAUAUGAGCUCCAAACGUUUACCCAAGAUUCUCUCUACAGUGAUGACAUCAUUAACCGAAAUGGAGGCUGGAUGGAAAGCAAAAAUUUGUCAGUGUUCCGAGAUACAAUCCCUGAGGCAUGGAUCCUACGGGCAAAGCCAAGAGAUUGCGAAAUAGUCAAAAUUUAUCCAGGAUGGUUAAAAUUUGGAGUAGCUUAUAUCUCCAUUCCUGUAAAUAUCGAGACAACAGUCAAAGCCAUUAUCCAGGAAGUCCUUUUGCAACUGGGACGACAGGAUGAAAAUAUUGAAGAUUUUGAAUUGGUUGAGGUAGUUAUGGGUUGUAAACAAGUGCAGUGUGUGGUGCUUUCUCAACUGGAACUGAUGCUUGGUAGACUUCAAAAUAUUCGAAAGAUUUCAGUUCGACAAAUGAACCAAACACGGUUUUAUAUCAAAAAGAAGCAAAACUCAAUGGAACAAGUGAAUCUGCUGCUUAUGGGUCUUCCUCCUCAGAUGGCUCGGGAUGAGUGCCUGUCACUCCUUCAAAGACACAUAGAGAUCAAUGGGAAUUUGGUAUCCUUUGGUUAUGUUUACAUGGACCAAGGUGCUGUAGUGCUGGAAUUCUCAUGUUUUGAUGAAGCAGAGAGGAUUUAUACACAAGUUAAAGAUACUACUGUCAAUGACAGACACCUCACAACAGUUAUAAUCCCAGUCAUUGAGGUCACACAGCUACCACAAGAUUCUUACCCUCUCCUUCUGUUUGUUAAUCCAAAGAGUGGAGCCCUUAAAGGGCGAGAACUUCUGUACAGCUUCCGGAAGCUUCUGAAUCCCCAUCAGGUUUUUGACCUUUCUAAUGGAGGGCCUCUAUCUGGGCUGCAUACAUUCCGAGAAGUUCCGUAUUUCCGCAUAUUGGUUUGCGGAGGAGAUGGAACAGUUGGUUGGGUUCUGGGUGUGCUGGAAGAGAUUCGACACAAGCUGAACUGUCCUGUGCCUCCAGUUGCAGUGCUCCCUUUAGGAACAGGCAAUGACCUAGCAAGGGUGUUACGUUGGGGACCUGGCUACAGUGGUGAGGAUCCCUUCUCCAUUCUGGUUGCAGUUGAUGAAGCAGAAGAAGUCCUUAUGGAUCGUUGGACAAUCCUCCUUGAUGCUCAAGAAGUUGUUGAUGGGUCUGAAAAUGGUGUCCCAGAGUUGGAACCACCAAAGAUUGUACAAAUGAACAAUUAUUGUGGAAUUGGAAUUGAUGCAGAACUGAGUCUUGACUUCCAUCAAGCAAGGGAAGAAGAUCCAGACAAGUUCAAUAGCAGGUUUCAUAACAAAGGAGUUUAUGUAAAAGUUGGGUUACAGAAGAUUAGUCACACACGUAGUCUGCACAAGGAUUUAAAGCUUCAAGUAGACGAUCAUGAAGUGGCACUUCCAAAUAUUGAAGGCCUAAUCUUUCUGAACAUUCCCAGCUGGGGAUCUGGAGCAGAUCUAUGGGGAUCUGACAGUGAUGGUCGUUUUGAAAGACCCCGAAUUGAUGAUGGGAUGCUGGAAGUAGUUGGUGUCACUGGUGUGGUACAUAUGGGCCAGGUGCAAAGUGGAUUACGGUCUGGAAUCCGUAUUGCACAGGGAACAUAUUUCCGAGUUACGCUGCUGAAAGCAAUUCCUGUACAAGUGGAUGGAGAACCUUGGAUUCAGUCACCAGGGCAUAUUAUUAUAUCUGCUGCUGGGCCGAAGGUUCAUAUGUUGAAAAAAUGUAAACAAAAACAGAAGAAGCAAAUUGGGAGCCUCAAGGAUGCAAGAGCAGAGAGUCUGGUCAGCUCAGAAAUGGGCAACUGAGGAGUGAUAACAGCAAUUUAGAAAGGACUUGCAAUGUGACCGCGAAGAUCAAGAGAUGGUUUGCUGAAUCGUUUUAAGUUUGCAAUUAAAUUCUUUUUGGCAUUUAUUUGCACAUUUUUGUGAGACAGUAUAGCAGUUCUGAUAUUGCACUGUUAGUGAUUUCAGGCAUGUGCCAAAAUAACAGUUAAAUAAUUUAACCAAAACAUUCCUCCAUGUUCAGUAGGUUGAACUGUAGAAUUGCUAUCAAAAUAAGGGCCAAUAAACAGAAACGUACUUUUAUUUAUGUGCAGAAAAUGCCUUAUUGUUCCCACUUCAAGGGGCUGCUAUGGACUGAGUGCUGGUUUUCACUGCUCUCAGUUUCGAGCUCUCCUGACCUAUUCCACCUAAUGUCAUUCAGCUAAACAUACAAGAAUCAUAAUGAACAGAAGGUUUAACAGGGGCUAGGGCUCGGGACCAUUUGUAUUCCAAGCUGUUAGUGCUAAUCUUUUAUUUUGAAACAUUACCCGAAUUGGAUUAGAGUGUCAUCUAAUUCAGAUUCAGAUAUGAUCCCCUGAAAAAAAUUUGGAUUCCUACAAAUAUUCUCAACUGACAUCUUUAAGUAAAAAGACAUUUCAAGUUGUUUACUUUUGAUCUUUUUAGUACACAGCAGAUAUUUUGAACUUGUUAACACAGAUUAGAUUGGUUACAGGUUACUUUGCAAUAAAUAUUUUGAGACAGAAAACUGUUUUAUGCAAAAACAUUCAGGGAAAUAUUGGAUUUAUAUGUGGAAGCAAUGACAUAUUGGUUCACUAUCUAUUAGGAGCAUAUUAUUGUAAUUGGAAAUUAAAGUCAUCUUUCAAGAAAAUAGAUUUAAUAUACGUUAAUCCAUUGAUUCUAUAAAAUAUGAAUAAUCAGUAAUUGGUGAAUACACCUGGCAGUAUACUUGGAUGUGUGCAGCCAACUUGCUUCCAUUUGCAUGAGAAUUUCAGAUCCAAUUUGAUGGAACCACAGUUUUCUCUAAAGUUGCAAUUAAACACACAAAUCAAAUUGUUCCUUAACCAGCUGUGUUCUUAUCUGAGGAAUUUUUAUCAUUCUUUACAGCCUGUACCUCCCUUCACCGAUAAUAGGUAUUAGUGAAAUGUACCUUACAGUUCAUUGGUUUUUAAAUACAAUGCCAUUGUGUAAUAGUUAAUAGUAAUAUUUUACCUCAGGAACUAAGUUGGACAAUAUUAAUUUUCUCAUUAAUUGUUAAGCAUAGCUUUAUGAAAGCCAUACAGGUUUAUAUCAGCUGAAUGGAAUAAGCCAUUCAAAUCUAUUUCCUGAUUGAAGAUUUUGUUAGUCACAUGUUUACUAAAGUGGAAACUUUGCUGGGUAUACAUGUCCUGAAGAAAAUCGGACUAAUUCUGAAUGAGCAGCAGGUUAUUAUAACCUUUAAUUAUAUUUUUGUCCAACUAAACCCAGUGUAAAUAUACCAAAAGGUGACUAUUGCUGAUUAUAAUAUCAUGUCUAAAAUAUUAAUAUAUCUUGAUUCAUCUUAUAAAUUGCAUUGUAUACAUGUAUGGGGUUGGUAGCAUCAAAACUAGUGUUUUCAAAAAGCUAAUGUGAAUAUUUUGGUUCUUUGAAAACUGGAAGCCAAUGAAGAGAAACAGUUAACUGAAGUGACAUCACAGGCUUUAAAUUUCAAUUUGUAUUAAAUGCUUGCCACCCAGAUUGAGAAUGAAAUCUGUUUCGGAAGAUGUAAGCACGAAUAUAUUGUAAUAAAUAUCACCACUAGCACAAUUGGCAUUUUUAAACCUUUUAGGGAGAAAUGUAGGGACUAGUAAACAAUCAUACUGAAAAUGUACAUUUUAAUAGUACAAUCCUGCUUAAUUAAGUUCACGCCAGACAGAACUAAAAUAACAUACUGCAUAUUACAACAAUUUGACUUAAUUUCCAGAUUCGUUAUUCACCUUAAUUUAAGUUUCUCUAGCUGUAGGAAAGAAUAUGAUUUUCAGCAUAAAUUUCCAGUUACAUUGGAUUCAGUAUGAUCUGUGGUUUAAUUCUAAAGCUUGUACAUUUGAAAUCUUCAUUUUCCACUAAAGUUGAUUCUACUUUUUCUAUGAACUAUAAUGUAUGUAGCUAAAUUAAUGAAAAUUAAGUUCUUUGAUAGGUGUGACUGGAGUGAUUAAUCCUAAUUAGCAGUUCAUAGUAAAUUCACUACUUUAAACACUUUACAAUUUUCCACGAGAGAAAUAUUACAAGAAAUUGACUCUUUCCUAUGAUGAAAUCCAGGGUUAGCAGUUCUUUCGAACUGCAAUGCUUCCAUUUAUGAGAAAUUAUAGCCAUUGGAAAACAUGAAUUUUUUUUUGUUCCAAAGUGUUUACGUUUUAAAAUUCUACAGUUAUAUUUUGAUAAUAUUCCUGCGUUUUGAAAAAUAUUGGUUAAAUAUUUGUACCUUUUGACAGAAGCAAUUUUAUUUUAUGUUAUUUAAUACUUUGUGAAUUAACGUAUGAUAAUAUUUUCAUUUUCCUCAGAAUAAUACUUGUAUACCAACUUUUUGUAGAAGUACUUUAUCUAGAUACACAAAGAUAUUGGUUUGGUAGUUUAUAGUACAACACUUCAUGAAUCCAACACAUUUUUGUAACCACACACUCACCAACUCUCAGUUUGAUUUUGGAGAUUGAGUAUUUACAUACCACCUCAGUCUUGCAGGAUUUACACAUUUUUCUGGUAAAAGGGAAAAAAUAAGUUUUUUAACUGGUCAAUUAAGAGAGGCAACUAACACUUUGAGUUUAAACAAAAAGCAUGGGAAUGGGCCUGUUUUCCAAUAUAUCAAAGCUUGUAAUUACUCCAACUAGCAGCCUAACUGACAGUUCUUUCUUUUUAGUUGCUAAUUUCCAGGAUUGACCUAAACUUAGCCUUUUGUUUCUGACUUGACUUAAAACAUCUGGGUAUCAACUGCCAACUUGACUCACCGAUCAAUUAAAAAGCAUGAAAUUGAGGGAGAGAGAGAUAGUAAAUCUUCCCUCAUCAUCCACAUAUUUUUCCAAAAUUUAAUAUGACACCUCUGCAUCAUUUUUAUUGUAGAAAAAUGACACCCCUUCUCUGUAGUUGGAUGUAACUUUAUUAUUGUAAGAUGGCUACAUCACAACCAAGUUGUGUUUAUUAUGUUCAAGCAUUAAACAGUAAAUGUAAAACUAUACUUCUAUUUUAUAGCUCAUACCAGAUGAUGUUUAAAAUUAAGAAUAUUUCCAUUGUAUCCCUGUAAUUUUAAUGUGAUGUCGUAUUUUGCAUAGAAGCUGUCAUAACCUACUCAUUUGUCAGAUUCUAUAGGAUUAUUAAGAGGUCAUUGAAAAGUUAAUCUCUAAUCAAAGUGCCAUUGUUUUCCAUACACCAAUAAUUCUGGAGUCAGCUAAUGAAAUAAUUGCAGACAGCUGUCAGAUCGGUAGCAAAUUCCUUUUGCUUUCUUAAAACUCCUAAGAUCCAGUUUAACUUGUUCAGUUGUUCAGACUUUUUGAGUUUGUAUGUUCAAAAUGCCUGUUAAAAGUGUGAGAUAUGCACAUAUUUACUUACUGUUUACUGGUGAUGAUUUUAUCUUUGGCUUAUGUAAUGAUAGCUUCAUAUAAUGUUAGUUUUCAAAAUUGUUUUGUAGACCAAAACCAUUGGGAAUGUUUCUUGUACAUAAUAUGUUGUGUUCAAUGUGGUUACUAUACUGUGCAAGUAUUGACCUCAUCAGAUUCUCCUCAUUCUACUAUUAAUUGCUCUGAGCUGGAGUGCUAUGUUAAUAUACAGCAGUUGUGUAUAUUUUGAUAUUAGAGUAAACGGGUUACUGUUGUGCUAUUAAAAAAAACAUAAUCAAUUAA